Messenger RNA from Paramecium primaurelia, 566 nucleotides. The record is from the annotation of a GenBank genome assembly. Lineage: Eukaryota; Ciliophora; Oligohymenophorea; Peniculida; Parameciidae.
AUGGCGAAUAAGAAAUAAGAAAAAUAUAUUUUUGGAUCAAAUAGAGAAUUUAAAGAAUAAAAAUUCUAAUUUAAGAUAUGCUGUAAUAUGAAGAAUAGGAUGGAAAGCAUAUAACGAAUUUAUUUAAUGGUAUUGUAUAGCCAAUUAAAAAUAGAUUUUUCAAGAAACUCUGUGUUUGUAAAUUAUAUAGUAACUCUCUAGAAAAAUGAAAUUAAUUGAUUAAAUUUACAGUGUUCAGCAUUAAAAUAACAAAGCCUUAAUUUAUUUUUCGCUUAUUUAUAAAACACACUACUAUUGUGAAGUAAGCUUAUUAAUAAAAAUAUUGAGCUCGGUUGCAUUCUUGAGCAAAAAAGUUAAAACAUAAACAUUCCUAGAAAUUGGAAGAAUAUUUAGAAUACAAUAAAAAACAUUUUAUAUUAAAACUAAUAAAUUUUCAAAUCAUAUGAGAUAAUAAAGCUCCAUCAAAAUUGAGAAAAAAGUAAAGUUUUUAUAAUGAAUAGAUAAUUAAGGAUUUAGACAUAUAGAAUCAAAUAAAGCGUAAAUAAAUGAAUUAAAUAAUGAUUUGA